Melampsora larici-populina 98AG31 is the source of this 557-nucleotide messenger RNA. RefSeq lists its product as uncharacterized. The transcript has 2 exons. The annotation marks the transcript as partial. Lineage: Eukaryota; Fungi; Basidiomycota; Pucciniomycetes; Pucciniales; Melampsoraceae. The record is from RefSeq and is a predicted model, not a curated record.
AACCAAUGUGGAGUCUGUGUUGUUCUGUCAUUGGUUCGCUGUACAUCGACUAACGACAUACUUCUCGUGUCAGCAUCACUUUAGCAUCCAUCAACGCUCCACCUUUACUAACAACCACAGCACCUGCCAAGAUGAACGAAGUAUAUGAAGAUGCCGACAUUGAUCUCGUUCUGCCACUGCAUUUCCACACUAUAACAACCCUGAGAAGCCAAGCAGCAGAGAUCCCCGGCACUCGAGUUAGACACCAAUACUUGCUUUCCAGCAUACACGGACGACAGAACCGGAUCACAGACAUACCAAUUGUGGUAGCGACGCCAGCCACAUCUCCUGGUCUCGAAUGCAAAAUUGUUUAUAGAUUGCGAGCCUCAGUCUUGUGUAUUCACACCGACAAUACGAUAAUCCUCUUUCCAGACCCAGCGGACACAAUUAAGUUAGGAAACUUCGCCCUCACACGUCGUUCGACUGCAAAUAAAACAGUUGCAAUCGGGACAGGUCUUAUAAUCGGAUGCUCAGUUUUGUUUCCAGACGAUCAUGAUCGUGAAACGUGGAUCUUCACA